Syzygium oleosum is the source of this 1542-nucleotide messenger RNA. RefSeq names its product probable inactive poly [ADP-ribose] polymerase SRO2. Bases 560 to 1252 code for a protein of 230 amino acids. NCBI's taxonomy places the organism in Eukaryota, Viridiplantae, Streptophyta, Magnoliopsida, Myrtales, Myrtaceae. The record is from RefSeq and is a predicted model, not a curated record. Gene Ontology annotation, molecular function: NAD+ poly-ADP-ribosyltransferase activity. The transcript has 6 exons.
ACCAGAAACCCUAACUCUCUCGCUCAACUCUGCCAUUCACACACACCCUCGCUCCGUCGACGCUCGUCACGCUCCGACGCAGACCCACCUCUGCUUCUCCGCGUUCCUUGUUCGUGUCCUUCUCCGAUCUAUCUCUGUAUCUGGAGAAAUCGUGCACGAGCCCUCGUCUUUGCUUCUUUCGCUUUGGUGGAAAAUGUCGGACUAUGUAGACACCAUCACUUCCCAUGCAGUCACAAGCGAACUCGACCAUCCGGUGAUCGAUCUCAACCGUCCAGAUCUGAACGAUCCGAUGGAAUAUCAGGAUUCGGGCUCGUCCUUCUUCGAUUGCGAGAGCAUCGUCUCCGUCGAUCAAUCUGGCUUACGUCUGGUGCCGUUCAUCAGCAGCGGGUUGGUGGAACUCAGCGAGGGAGACAUGGUCCGCCGCUUUCUCAAGGAGAGAUUCCUCUGACGGGUAGGUGCGCUCAGGGAGCAAGUCACCGUGGUGACGAUCCACCAGAACGGCUUCACCAGCGUCUCCGCGAGAGGACGGGCCCGAACGUUUCAAGAUUGCUCAGAGGCGAUGGAGAAGAAAGGCAACGGCAACACGGCCAACGUGAGGUACGCAUGGUAUGCGGCCUCGAGGGAAGAGGUCUCCGAGAUCUUCUCCCAUGGCUUUGGCUACAGUGGGAAGCCUCAGAACAGUGGGUUGUAUGGCCGUGGACUUUAUUUUGCUCCUGAAAAUCAUCUUCUCGAAAGCGUUAAGGUGGCACCUAUGGAUUCAGAGGGCCUCAGGCAUGUGCUGCUUUGCCGGGUCAUACUGGGGAAACCGGAGCUUGUUAGUUUUGGCUCGGAACAGUCUCAUCCUAGUUCGGAACAGUACGAUUCGGGCAUCGACGACUCAUCAUCUCCAACGAGAUACAUUGUUUGGAGCACCCUCAUGAACACUCACGUGUUGCCGGAGUACGUUAUCAGCUUUAGAGCCCCUUGUGGCUUGAGAGUGUUGUUGAGGACUCUAGAGAAACCGACUUCCCCUCGGGUGACACUUUCGAUGUUGUUUUCGAAACUCUCGAAGAUCUUACUUCCAUCUGACGCCAAUUUGCUCCCCAAGUAUUAUGAGGACUACAAAGGGGGAAAGAUUUCGAGGCAUGUGCUGAUACAAAAAGUCAAGCAACUUGCAGGGAAGUUUGCUGAUUGGAAUCAUCAGAAAAUUUUGGAAAUAAGCAAAAAGGAGCGUGCAGUGGCUGGUUAUGGGACCAUGGAGGGCCUUGAAUAAGAUUGGAUGCGGCGUACAAAUAAGACUGGUUUUCAUUUUAUAUGAGUUCACAGCACACAGUGGAGCGAGCAAAUGGUACACAAGAUGUGGACGAGGAGGAGGACCAUCCGAAUCGGACACUAACAUAGUUGCGGACUCUUAGAUAGGAAAUAUAUUCUUUCGGAGUUUGUAUGAUUUGCUGAUCAUUGAACAUUUGUGAUUGGUUAUAGUCAUAAACGCGGUCUUCUCUUGGUCCCUAUGUCACAUGUCUGUUUGUUUUCAAUGGAGUAUCAAAACUCUUCUUUAGUUGA